UCACAAAGCCGCACCCUCCUGAAUAAAGAAAAAAAUUCAACCCGUGUCCAACUUUUCCCUUUGAGCUGAAAUGAAAACCUCCCGGAAAACAGAGAAUUCCCACUAUUUUUCCUCAAAAUUAGGAUUUUAACACCAGAACCUACAUGGUUGGACUGAGCAUGCCUUGAAGUCUCUGAAAAACCACCCACCUCAGUGUUGUAACAGUUUGGCAUCAUGGCGGAGGGGGAGGAGGCGAUGACCCAGGAAGACUGGAAGGAGAGGUGUACGGUUCUGGAGGCUCUGCUUGUGAAGUUCAGGGUCCAGAUCGUUAAGAUUCGGGAGCUCACCGCAGACAAGAUUCAGCAAAUGGAGACGCAGGUGAUUGAUGCAGAGAAGCGAGCGUUUGCUGCAAACCAGCAGGUAAAGUGGAUGGAGACGAAGCUGAAGGCCUCAGACGGCCGGCUUGGAGACUCAGAGAUGCGUUUGUUUCAGCAGUGCCAGCAGCUGCAGGCCUCGGUGCAGGAGAAAGAGGAGGUGAUCGCCCAGCUGGAGCAGCAGCUGGAGGUGCAGAAACAGACUCGUCUCCAAGACGCCAAGACGGUGGAGGAGAAAGCAGCUAAGAUCAAGGAGUGGGUGAUGCUCAGGUUGUCAGAGUUUGAGGUGGACAAUGCAGCGUUAAGAGAAACCAACAAGCAGCAGGAAGUCCAGAUCCUGGAGCUGCAGAAACAAGUGCAGGCCUUUGAACAGAGUUGCAUCGAUGACCGAGGAGUCCUGUGGAAGCCCGGCGAGGCGCAGCGUCUCAGCAGCCUCACAUUUGGUUGCUUUCAGGUGAUGAGUAAAAACCCUCAGGUCCUAACCGGGCCGGCACCAUCUCAGAGGACCCUCAGCACACAGGAAGAGAGGAUUACACUCAGAGACACAUCUGAGAGGAGCAUUAAAAACACACCCUCCUCAGACACAGGUGGUGACGUCCACAGACAGAACCAAAGUGGACUUGUGAUUUCGUCGUGGGAGGAGACCAGUGCACCAAAGAACAGCCCUGAAAAUGUGUGUGGACCGGAGUCCCCUGGAAACUCAUGUCUACUCUCCAGUGCUGCUUUAGAGGAGGAAGGAAUGUGUGAGGGCAAAGGGGGGGUCUCUGGGUUCUGCCGGCCCUGCAGCGAGAACUACCUGACAGCUUCGGAUGACAGCAGCUCUUUGUUUGAUGAUGACAUGCAGCGUGCUGAGCGACCCAUUUUCAGCCUGGUUGAAUUGACAGACGCAGCGCUCCCAGGGGCUUUGGGUGGGGGGAAGGAGGAGAGCAAGACUAAGCUAGAAGACUGCACUUCUGAGGAGCUCAACCAACGAUUUCAGUCUCAGAGGCUUGACUCCUCGUCAUCUUCCAGCGAGCCGACCACACCCAGCCCCAUCCUCACACCAGCCCUGACACCAAAACGACCCAACGCACCUCGGGACCCAAUGGACAACCCAGCUUCCCCCAAACAGCCUCGUCUAAGGACCCCCGCAGGGUGCGGGUUGCUGAACGUAUCUCUGGUGAAGAAACAUCUGAGCCAGCCACUUAUCGGCAGCGAGGCGGCACACGGACAAACACGCAAUGCACUCAGCAUGCUCCGCCCCCUCCGGCCACAGGAAACUGACUUGGACCAGCACCUGGAGGAUGGCAUGGAGACAGGAAGGGAUACGCCUCACCAAAUCCCACCCAGCUCACCAAUGUCUCACACAGUAUCAUCCUUACAAACAUCUUCCGAGUCCAGGUCAGAGACUAGUUCUGAGAGGCCUGAUUGGGACAGCUCAGGGCCAAGCAAACCCCCCACUCCUCCUUUACACAGACUCCCAUCAUGGGAAAGUCGUAUCUAUGCUGUUGCUAAAUCAGGGAUCAGACUGUCUGACACAUCCUGUUCGGGUCAUCCCAGCAGAGACCCCUCUCUACAGGCCUCUUAUCCUGCCUUUGUGAUGUACACAUUGCUCAUCUAUAAAAACAUGACGCCCCCGGUUUACACGACGCUGAAGGGGAAAGCCACUCUGCUGAGCAGCAGUCCAUUCUCAGACGAGUCCUCCAGCUCUGAGGAGUCCUCCAGUUCAGGAGAGGAGGAUGGCUCCAUCUGUAGCUCCCACGCCUCCUCUGGUUCCAGGAAGGACAGCAGCCUGGGAAGCCCUCGUUCCCUCAAAAGAGCCGUGUCCGUGGCUUCCAUGACAUCAGAGAGUGACUAUGCCAUCCCUCCUGAUGCCUAUUCCACGGAUACAGAGUGCUCCGAACCUGAGCAGAAGCUGCCCAAGACCUGCGGUUCAGCCAGCGACAAUGGAAAGAGUGAGCCGAUGGAGAAGUCAGGCUAUCUGCUGAAAAUGGUUAAAACUUGGAAGAAAACCUGGAAGAGAUGCUGGUUUGUCCUCAAAGAUGGAGAGCUGCUCUACUAUAAGUCACCAAGUGACGUGAUCCGAAAACCUCAGGGCCAGAUCGAAGUAAAUGCUAGCAGCAGUAUCACCCGUGGAGACGGCAAACAAGUUCUUCAGAUCAUGACAGGGAAGCUUGUUUAUUAUCUGAAAGCGGACUCUCCUAACCUGCUGGAGGAGUGGCUGCAGGUCCUGCAGAGUGUCCUGAGGGUGAAAGCUGCCAGUCCUCUGUUCACUCAGCCAGACAUUCGCCCCAUCAUGAAGGGACUGCUCUUCAAGGUAAAGCAUGGCUAUUCAAAGCGGGUCUGGUGUGCUCUGAUUGGAAAAACAUUGUACUACUUCCGCAGCCAGGAGGACAAGUUCCCUCUGGGUCAAAUUAAGCUGUGGGAGGCCAGGGUUGAGGAGGUGGACAGGUCAAAAGAGUUGGAAGAUGAGCUGAAAGCAUGUGGGCCGAGCUUAGAGGUGGCUCCCUUUUCAAUCGCCGUCAGCCCUCAGGAGCAAAGUCGUACCUACUUGCUAAUCGAGUCCCGCCAUGAAAAGGAUUCAUGGCUGUACCAUCUGUCUGUGGCAGCAGGUACCCUGGGGGGUACAGUCGGCACAGAGUUUGAACAACUGGUGGGAAAACUCUUCCAACUGGACGGAGAUCCAAAUUCUCAGAUCUGGAGACAUCCCACGUUGUGUUUCAGCAAGGAGGCUCUCUUCUCUCCUCUCACCACUCUGCCCUCACAGGCCCUGCAGACGGAGGCUGUCAAGCUCUUUAAGACCUGCCAGCUUUUCAUCAAUGUUGCCAUUGAUGCUCCAGCCAUCGACUACCACGUCUCUUUGGCUCAGAGUGCUUUGCAGGUGUGCCUGGCCCACCCGGAGCUUCAGAACGAGUUCUUCUGCCAGCUCAUGAAGCAGACUCGCAUGAAACAGCUGCAAAGCCAUGCUGGACCUCUGCAGGGUUGGCAGUUUCUGGCUCUCUGUGUUGGAUUGUUUCUGCCUCAGCAUCCUUUCCUCUGGCUGCUUCAGGUUCACCUGAAGAGACAUGGAGACUCCAGGACCGAGGUGGGAAAGUAUGCCAUCUACUGCCAGCGCUCUUUAGAGCGGACCCAGCAGAAGGGCGAGAGGCGGGCCCGGCCGUCGCGUAUGGAAAUUCUGUCGAUCCUGCUGAGGAAUCCGUAUCACCACUCUCUGCCCUUCAGCGUCCCCGUGCACUUUCUCAACAACACGUAUCAGGUGGUGAGCUUUGAUGCUUCAACAACCGUGGACGAGUUCCAGAGUCGCCUCAACCAAGACAUGAGCAUGAGGAAAACUGGACUUUCUGGCUUCAGCCUGUACACUGACGAUCCCACCGGGCGAGAACUGGAAUACUGUUUGUCAGGAAGCUUAAAGAUUUGUGACAUUCUCUCCAAAUGGGAGCAGGCCUCUAAAGAGCAGCACUCCGGGAAGUCUGAAAACACCAGAACCAUCCGCCUGACCUACAAGAACAGGCUGUACUUCUCUCACCAGAUGAGAGGGGAGUCAGAGAGGGAGAGGUUGCUGCUAGCGUAUCAGACCAACGAAGCCAUCGUAGCCGGACACUUUCCCGUUAACAAGGAACUGGCUCUGGAAAUGGCCGCCCUGCUCGCCCAGGUGGAGUUUGGAGAUUUUGAACGUUCCAUCAUUGCCUCUGGAUCAGCCCAAAGCAAGUCCAAUCAGACAUUAAAACAAGUGUUGGACAGAUUCUACCCUAAACACUACCGCAGGACCUCGUCUGAGGAGCAACAAAGACAACUCGUGCAGCGUCUUUCUGCCCGCUGGACCUCCCUCAAGGGGCGAAGUUCACCUGAGUGUGUCAGGAUCUACCUGACUGUUGCUAGGAAAUGGCAAUUUUUUGCUGCUAAACUGUUCCAGGCAGAGACUACAACUCCCUCUCCUGAGUUGGGUCUGAGUGUUUGGCUGGCGGUGCAUGAAGAUGGGAUCAGUGUUCUGGAGCACAAAUCGAUUAAACUACUGGUGACCCACCCCUACAAGAACCUGAUGACCUUCGGAGGCUGCAAGGAGGACUUCAUGCUGGUGGUGGGCCACAGCAUCGCUACGAACAGCAGCAAGGACAAACCUGCAGAGAAGCAUCUGUUUGCGAUGGACACAUUCAGAAUCAGGGAAAUCACCCUCCUCAUCUCCAGUUACAUCAACAGCGCUCAUCAGCAGAAGGCUGCCGCCCACCACCUGUCUGCCCCGGCUCUGAUGGCGGCCCAACCCGUCAGCCUGAAGAGCAAAGAGCUAAGGAGUAAAUCCCCACCAGCGCUGGGACGCCCAAGCAAGGCCCCCACACUGCUCUGAGGGACGCCAAUAAACAGCCCUAUAUUGUAUUCGCUCAGAAAACAAGCUUUAUUUGCAUCUCUAAAUCCAUUUGUCUCAGUUAUUCCUGCAAAUAAAUGGUUGCUUCAGUUGCUGCUGAUAAUGACAAGCGAUAAAAUGAUCUGCGUCAUAUAUUUCAAUAUAACAGAGCAGCUGAGUGGAGACUCGACCUCUGCGCUGUGUUCAUGAAUUAAAAGUGGUUUAGAGGUUUUGUCUUCUACUUUAAGUAUAUGCUUGCUUGUGAGAGAGGAAGGUGAUGCUAUUUAUUAACAUUGUUCCUAAACCUCCAAUCAGUUUCUGCUGUGUGGUUUAUUUCUGUCAGUAAAAUUUUAUUUAAAGUCUGUUUUUCCUUUUUUUUUUUUUACAUUUUGAAUACAAGUAGGAAAAGUGUAACAAUUGUAAGCUACUGAAGUUCAGUCUAUGUAUUAAAAAUCUUCCUCAUUAAUAAAAUGAAUCAGUCUCA
This is a messenger RNA of Girardinichthys multiradiatus, 5155 nucleotides long. RefSeq names its product pleckstrin homology domain containing, family H (with MyTH4 domain) member 2 (gene plekhh2). The transcript is spliced from 30 exons. Gene Ontology annotation, cellular component: cytoplasm; cytoskeleton. The record is from RefSeq and is a predicted model, not a curated record. Gene Ontology annotation, molecular function: actin binding. The coding region runs from base 214 to 4674 and encodes 1486 amino acids. Gene Ontology annotation, biological process: negative regulation of actin filament depolymerization. Lineage: Eukaryota; Metazoa; Chordata; Actinopteri; Cyprinodontiformes; Goodeidae.